Molecule: messenger RNA, 1708 nt
Organism: Dermatophagoides pteronyssinus (European house dust mite)
Lineage: Eukaryota; Metazoa; Arthropoda; Arachnida; Sarcoptiformes; Pyroglyphidae
Product: CCA tRNA nucleotidyltransferase 1, mitochondrial
Biological process (GO): mitochondrial tRNA 3'-end processing; tRNA 3'-terminal CCA addition
Cellular component (GO): mitochondrion
Molecular function (GO): nucleotidyltransferase activity; tRNA binding
Source: RefSeq, a predicted model, not a curated record
GUUUUGCAAAUAUUGAUCAUUUGUGAUGGAAUUUUUUUUUGUUGUUUUUGAAAUAACUUUUUUUUUGACAUGCAAUUAUUUUGUUUAAUUAAUAAUUUUCGUCGUUUAAAUAGUAGAUUAAUAGCCAUUAGAAAUUUAUAUAACAACAACAGUAAAUCAACACAAAUUGAAACAGCUAAAAUGUCUAAAUUAAAAUGUACACAUUUACGUGAUUUAAAUCAAGAAACAUUCAAUCUAUUUGAACGAUUAAUCAAAACGGAUGAAAUACAAUAUUUGAAUGAAAUUUUUCAUUCAAAUGGUUUUGAAAUUAGAAUGGCCGGUGGUGCUGUACGUGAUAUUUUAUGUCAUAUCGUUCCGAAUGAUAUUGAUUUUGCAUCCGAUGCUAAACCCGAUGAAAUGAUUAAUAUUUUAAGUAACAAACCUGAUAUACGUUUAAUAACGACACAAUCCGGAACAAAACAUGGUACAGUUACAGCACGUAUACGUGAUAAAUCACAAUAUGAAAUAACAACAUUAAGAAUCGACAGAAAUACUGAUGGUCGUCAUGCUGAAGUUGAAUUCAUUAAUGAUUGGAAAUUGGAUGCAUCGCGAAGAGAUUUAACAAUCAAUUCAAUGUUUAUCGAUAUGAAUGCAAUGCUUUAUGAUUAUUUUGAUGGUGAACAGGAUUUGAAAAAUAAAUCGAUUCGUUUUGUUGGUGAUCCGGAUAAACGUAUUAAAGAAGAUUAUCUUCGAAUAUUUCGUUAUUUUCGUUUUCAUACAAGAUUUGGUACGGAUGGUUUACAUGACCGAAAUGUUAUUGAAAUAAUGCGUAAUAAUAUUGAAGGAUUAAAAACGAUAAGCGGUGAAAGAAUUUGGUCCGAAAUGAAACGUAUUUUGAUCAAUGUAAAUUGUACGGAUUCCAUAAGAAUGAUGUUUACCGAUCUGAAAAUUGGAAAAUAUUUAGGUUUUAUCAACGAUAUUGAUUUGACAGAAUUUUUUAAAAUUCAACAAAAUUUAAUCCGUACCACUAUGAUAUGGAAAGUUUCAACAUUAUUUGCAUCAUUAAUUUGUGAUUUAGAUGAAUUAUCUUCGAUUACAUUACGAUUGAAAUUAUCCAAUAUUGAACGUGAUACAAUUGCCUAUAUUAUAUCGAAUCGUUUUGCCAGUAAUGAUGAAUCAGGUGAUGAUAAUGAUCGAAAACAAAAUCUUAAAAUUCAAUUAGCCAUUGCACCAAAACCUAAUCAAAAAAAUUUAAAAGAUUUUAUUCAACAAUUUCUUAUCUAUAAAGGAUAUGAUGACGAAUUCAUUGAAGAAUUACAACAAUGGCCAAUUCCGAUAUUUCCCUUUAAUGGUACAAUGAUAUUUGAUAAAAUUCAGAAUAAAAAAGAAUUAAAAAUUAUACUUGAACAAAUACGUUUGAAAUGGGCUAGGCAAAAUUUUUCAAUGUCACAAGAACAAUUUUAUAAUGAAGUUGAUAAUAUUAUUAAUCAAAUAAGAAAUAAUCAUGAUUGUAAAUAAAAAUUUUUUUAUUUGUAAAAAAAAAAAUUUCAAAAAUUACAAAAUUUCAAAUUUUUUUUUUUUUUGUUGAAAAAAUUCAUUCGAAUUCGAAUAUUCGAACAUUGUUGUUGUUGUUUCUGUAUCUGUUGAUGAUUCGGCAGUUGCCAUCAUCGAUGUUGUUGCUGUUGUUGUUGCUGAUGUCGAUGUUGUCAAUGUUGAUGAUGUUGAUCAU